This is a messenger RNA of Gongylonema pulchrum, 525 nucleotides long. Lineage: Eukaryota; Metazoa; Nematoda; Chromadorea; Rhabditida; Gongylonematidae. The record is from the annotation of a GenBank genome assembly.
AUGCGAUUUCAGCUUAGCUGCUUCAUAUUGCUGGUCAUCCUGUACUGCUCACCAUAUCACUACAGCGGAACUUCAUUUGUAUUCUUCUGCGCCUGGACAAUUUUCCUAGUCGGAUUACUCACCUGGAUUGCACACCUACUUGGAUUCCAAAGACAAACGUUCAAUGUUGGCCAGAUGUCCGCUUUCGUACCAUUCGCCCUUUUGCUGUUCGGCUAUUCGCUAAUUUUCUUCUUUCUUUUCUGCAUUUCGGCACUGAUUUGCCUGAUCAGCAUGUUCUCAUCAAUUGGUUAUGCUGCAAGCUUAUUUUUCGUCUAUCUUUUUGCCACGAUAUUCUGCUUGUUCUGUGGUGCAAUGUGUGGUUAUAUGGCAAUUUUGCUAUAUCGUGCCACACCGAAUGGAUUACUGAUGAAUUUGCGGUCGGUGGUGAUUGAGGGUGACAAAACAAGCACAUUUGGUGCUACCGCAGCACCAGCUGGUCCCACUUCUCCAACCAGUAUAUAUCCACAGGGUACAAAUCCUGUAUAA